Molecule: messenger RNA, 885 nt
Organism: Gavia stellata (red-throated loon)
Lineage: Eukaryota; Metazoa; Chordata; Aves; Gaviiformes; Gaviidae
Gene: KCTD7
Product: potassium channel tetramerization domain containing 7
Exons: 4
Coding region: 16-885 (289 amino acids)
Biological process (GO): protein homooligomerization
Molecular function (GO): protein binding
Source: RefSeq, a predicted model, not a curated record
ACGAGAGCCAGAGGGAUGGUGGUAGUUACAGGGCAGAACAAAGUGAGUGGAAACCCGGAUGAUGCCAUGUCGAGCUCAGAUGCAGAGGAUGAUUUCCAAGAGCCAGCCACUCCUACUGCAACCCAGGCAGGACAAGCACUACCUCUGCUGCCUCAGCAGUUUCCAGAAGUUGUUCCACUAAACGUAGGAGGCAUGUAUUUUACAACAAGACUGUCAACACUGAGACGUUAUGAGGACACAAUGUUGGCGGCUAUGUUCAGUGGAAGACACUAUAUUCCAACAGAUGCUGAAGGCAGAUACUUCAUUGAUAGAGAUGGAACCUACUUUGGAGACAUACUUAACUUUCUACGAUCUGGUGACCUGCCAUCAAGAGACCGAGUGAGGUCAGUUUACAAGGAAGCACAGUAUUAUGCCAUAGGACCAUUGCUAGACAAUCUGGAGGAUAUCCAGCCUCUUAAAGGAGAAAAAGUUAGACAAGCUUUCCUGGGCCUAAUGCCAUAUUACAAAGAUCAUUUGGAACGGAUAAUCGAAAUAGCAAAGCUUAGAGCUAUGCAAAGGAAAGCAAGAUUUGCAAAAUUGAAGGUCUGUGUCUUCAAAGAAGAGAUGCCCAUCACUCCCUAUGAAUGCCCACAUUUCAAUUCUUUACGUUUUGAAAGGAGUGAAAGUGAGACAAAGCUAUUUGAACAUCAUUGCGAAGUAGAUGUAUCUUUUGGCCCCUGGGAGGCUGUGGCUGAUGUGUAUGAUCUUCUGCACUGUAUUGUGACAGACCUGUCUGAUAGAGGGAUAACUGUGGAUCACCAGUGUAUUGGGGUGUGCGAUAAACACCUGAUAAAUCACUAUUACUGCAAGCGUCCUAUCUAUGAAUUCAAGAUUACUUGGUGGUGA